AUGAAGAUGGGACUGGGGGGUUCAGAUAUUAUUGAUAAAGAUAGAAACGAUGAAAGGCUAAGGUUGUUGUCUAGUCAAGUAUCAUCAGAGAAUCGCGAGAGGUACUUGAGUAUUUUAAAUGACUUCAGAACAAAUUUUGAGAAUUUUGUAAGGCGCCAUCAUGAUAAAAUAAAUUCAGACCAUCAUUUUAGGCUAAAAUUUCUGGAAAUUUGUGAUAUUUUAUCUAUUGACGUCCUGGAAUUAAGUCCGAGAAUAAGGCCUAACUUUUCUAGAGUUUUUGGAUCAGUAAGCUGGUUCUUACCGGAAAUUUGUACUUUAAUACUUGAAAUUUGCAUAAACACAAGGAACGAAAACGGCGGUAUUUGCGAGCUUAGUCACGUCCUUGAAAUGUUUCCAAAAAGCUACAAACUCACUCAGAACGAUUUACUAAAGGCCUCAAAAGAGUUUAAAGUUUUUGGUGAUUCAAUCAAAGUGCUUGAAGUAAACGACAAAUACUUCUUUGUUACUAAUCCUGACCUUUCAAACGUCCAUUGUGAAUGCAUUAAAGUGGCCACAGAACUCAAAAGAGGAAUCACCUGCUUGGAUUUGUCAAACCACUUGGGUUGGACCAUUGAAAGGUCACAAAUUGUACUCAACCAAUUAACGUCUUCACAGAUUACAUGGAUUGAUAUAAAUACAAACACAGGAAACUCACUCGAAAAUACAUAUUACUGGUUCACUUCAUUAAUUAACACCUUUUAAUAUUCUUUGUACUAUAAAAGUC
Molecule: messenger RNA, 763 nt
Organism: Theileria parva strain Muguga
Lineage: Eukaryota; Apicomplexa; Aconoidasida; Piroplasmida; Theileriidae
Gene: snf8
Product: EAP30/Vps36 family protein
Exons: 2
Coding region: 1-741 (246 amino acids)
Biological process (GO): protein transport to vacuole involved in ubiquitin-dependent protein catabolic process via the multivesicular body sorting pathway
Cellular component (GO): ESCRT II complex
Source: RefSeq, a predicted model, not a curated record